CAAAUUAAAAAGAGUAUUCUCUCGUCUACAAUGGAUGAAGUGGAACUUCCCAGUCAUCGACACCCUUUAAACCGUAGAGAGUUAGUGUCCGGAGGAGGAGAAAGUCGAGUGUGCGGUUUAUGUGGGAAAGAUGUAACAAAUGUGUCUGCUUAUGAAUGUUCACAAUGUUAUUUCACUGCGCAUCUCAACUGUGCAGAGAAUCCACCAUCUCUUGUGAUCGAUAUUAGAAAGAUCCAUGAGCAUACACUCACCCUUUUACCAAGACAUGUCUCUUACACUUGUAACGCGUGUGGACUCUGUCUAGACAAAUCUCCGUACGUAUGUCUCAAGUGUUCAUUCAUGGUAGAUGGAGGCUGCUUACACAUUCCAAGAGUUAUAAAGCUCACUCGUCACAUCCACCGCUUGGUUUAUACAUGGUUUCUUGGCCCUCGAAACUUGUUAUGCGGAGUUUGUCAUAAGAAAGUUGACGGGAACUACGGUGCUUAUAGUUGUGCCAGGUGUCGUGAUUACGCUGUCCACACGAAAUGUGCAACCAGAAAAGACGUGUGGGAUGGAAUGGAGCUCGAGGGGGUGCCCGAAGAGGUUCAUGAUCAGGAGGAUAAUAUUAAUAAUACAUCAUUUCAACAUAUUGGUGUGCGUCACUUUAGUCAUGAACAUGUUCUAAAGCUCAAAACCGACAAAGAAGAUAUUGGGGACAGAGAUGUAGUUUGCUCUGGCUGUUCUUUCCCCAUAGCUUCUGAUCCAUUUUACAUGUGUCAGCAAUGCGAUUUCUUUCUUCACGUCACAUGCGCUAAUCUGCCUCGGAGGAUUCGGUUGGCUCUACAUCAACACCCACUUACUCUUUACACGAGGGACGAUGAAAUCUCAUCAGGUGGUCAUAAUAGCGUGGGGCUCUCUCGAUGUGGUGCUUGUGACUUACAUUUCAGUGGGUCUAGCUUCUGUUGCUUGGAUUGCGACAUCGAAUUCGAUGUUAGAUGUUGUUUAGUUUCUGAACCAUUUGAUUACCCUCUUCACCCCCAUCCUUUGUUCUUUGGCACUGAAACCAGUAUGACCAUGAGCUGCUGCAGUCUAUGCAAUCAACAGUCGCGGAGAUUUGUUAUAAAUUGUAUUAUAUGCGACUUCAUUAUGUGUUUCGCGUGUGCAACCUCACCCGACAAAAUAAAAUACAAGUACGAUGAGCAUUUGCUACACCACACCGUUGGCGAAGAUGUUACCACCACAACCAAUCCAUAUUGGUACUGUGACAUAUGCGAAAGGGAAAUCGAAGAAAAGAAGCAUCACUACAAGUGUUCUGACUGUGGUCCGGUUCUACAUGCCGAGUGUGCGCUUGGAAGUUUCAGAAACAUGAGACCAGGGUUUCGUUUCGUCACAAAGCAUGGACAUGAGUAUGAGGUUAUUCUCAAUGACAGGACAUCACUACUACGAUGCAGCCAGUGUCACAGUGAAUGCCACGAACCACUACUCUUGAUGUCGUCUACUACUAAUAAUAAUGAUGAUAUUACUUACUUAUGUUCUUCUACUUGUUUCGAUACUUUCGUUUCGGUCUAAGUAUGUUUUUCUGUCUAUGUACUGUUUUUCUCUGUUUUGUGUUUAUUUGUUUAUUUUUGUUAACC
Messenger RNA from Eruca vesicaria subsp. sativa (arugula), 1613 nucleotides. The record is from the annotation of a GenBank genome assembly. NCBI's taxonomy places the organism in Eukaryota, Viridiplantae, Streptophyta, Magnoliopsida, Brassicales, Brassicaceae.